GGAAUCAUGGUCAGAAGGAGGGAAAAGCAGGGAAGAAGUGAAGGAAAUAACAACCUCUCCUUCUUGUCAAGGUAGACUCUUUAUUGGCUUAUUUGUUCUGGUGAGAUUUUGCUUUUUUAGGUGAUGGAGAGAGGUGGCUGACUUGAAAGAAAAGGUCCAUCCAAGCAUCCAUAACACCUAUUGUAGGAUGGGCUGAAUUGCCUUGGGAAGUUCCCAAGAAGCUUCUGCAUGAAACUCAGCCAAGACCAAUCAAUUACCAAGGAUAUCAGAAGCCACAUUUUCCACUGCAGCCAAGAGUGUUUGAUCCCGAUGUUAUAGGGGACGGCGUGUUCCUUUCUGAUGUCUCUCCUUCCAAUAUAGGACGAGCUCUCCCAGAGAAGAAGAAAGGGAGAUCAGCCACUUUCUACCCUCUAGACAACACCCCCCUCCUGCGUCCUGUGGAUGAGACACAACUGCCGGUGCUCACCAGCAGCAUGGAGCCUGUGGGCGUCAGCACGGAGAUGGCCCUGCUCAGCAACAUCCUGGCAGCCUAUGCCUUCAUCACAGAAAACCCUGAGCGGGCUGCUCUGUAUUUUGUCUCCGGAGUGUGCAUUGGACUUGUCCUGACCCUGCUGGCCCUGGUGCUCAGGGUGUCCUGCCGGACGGACUGCAAAAGCUCCUCCUCCAAAAAGCCUCCUCGGGAGCGGGAGAGCGACAGCGACAGCAGUGACAGCGACGACGAUUCGGACACCACCUCGGACCUGUCCGCCCGCAGGCACCGCAGGUUCGAGAGGACUUUGAAUAUGAACGUCUUCACUUCGGCGGAGGAGCUGGAGCGGGCGCAGAGGCUGGAGGAGCGGGAGCGCAUCAUCCGGGAGAUCUGGAUGAACGGCCAGCCUGACAUCCCAGGGACCAGGAGCCUCAACCGCUACUACUGAAGUGAUUGGGAGUCCAGCCGUCCUGCCCUGCACCCUGGGGCUGCUCCACACGUGAUAGAGGAGAGGGGGGGAAGGAAUAUUAUGUGGGUGUCUCCCUUUUUCCUAUCGGGUGUGCCACCUGGAGCGGUGUGGAUGGACAGCAAUAAAGCUUUCCCCAUCUCCUUCUCCGUUACAUGUUGCUAUCACCCCUUUUCACGGACACUUUCUGGUUUCAAUAGAGGUGGUUGCCAACUUCAUUUCUUAGUAGCAGGCAGGAAGGUGACAAUUACAGUCCUCCCACACGGGAUAUGGUGUUUGGCACGCUGCAAUACGAGCGCUCCUCUCUUGGCUGAGGAGAGAAGUCUCCCAGGAGUUGGUUUUCAUUAAGGAUUUUUUUGGUUUCCCUUUCCUGAGGACUGUGGGAGCAUUGUGAACAAAAUGACAAAUCUGGAAAGAUGAUUCGAGGAGGGAGGGGGAAGUGCAUCCUGACGGAUUGUCUUGUGACUUCAGAAGCCAUGAGAUUAACCUGAUUAAAACCCAACAGCAAUUUUGACUUGUUAAGAACUGGGGGAUGGGGGGGAGGGGGAUUCUUCCAUCGUGAAAUCAUCUCGGUGCUUGGAUGUUCGCCAUAGUGUAUUCAGUUAUUUAUGGCUGUCUUUUCAUCUUCCUUUUCAAUGGGAACAUUUAGGUUUUUUACUGACACCUCAGGGAUAAAAUCCUAUUAUUUUUUUGAGUCUGUUCUCCCUGCUGGUCCCUGCCAAACACAACCCAACCCACCUCCAACAGUGAAAUUAUGGUAAUAUAAGAGAUGUGUCAGUGACUGGUGAGAAGUUAACAACCUCAAAGAGGUUGAAAAAGGUUUUCUUUUUGUUUUGUUUUAAAUAUAUAUAUAUUUGAAGAUGCUGCACAGCAAUGUGCCUUAUUCUUUUUGUUGUUGUUGUUGUUGUUGAACUACAGUUUUCCUAUGGAUAGCAAUGCACAAUGUUUUAUAUAUUUUAUUAAAAAAAAAUUAAAAAAAUAAAAUGUCUGUCUUUACCAGAGGAAAAAUCAAGACGGAAGAAGUCACAUAUGACAACAAAAUGGGUAAUAAAUGCUAAAUAAACUCUGGUUUGCUUCA
Molecule: messenger RNA, 2013 nt
Organism: Empidonax traillii (willow flycatcher)
Lineage: Eukaryota; Metazoa; Chordata; Aves; Passeriformes; Tyrannidae
Gene: EVA1A
Product: eva-1 homolog A, regulator of programmed cell death
Exons: 4
Coding region: 474-917 (147 amino acids)
Source: RefSeq, a predicted model, not a curated record